Molecule: messenger RNA, 1092 nt
Organism: Parathielavia appendiculata
Lineage: Eukaryota; Fungi; Ascomycota; Sordariomycetes; Sordariales; Chaetomiaceae
Exons: 1
Coding region: 274-825 (183 amino acids)
Source: RefSeq, a predicted model, not a curated record
AAUGACUCGACUGUCCGACAUGGUGGCACGCGGUGGCGAAGAAUCAGCAACUCGAGACUAGCUCUUCGAGGUAGUAGGGCAGUUGAAGCGACAGCGGGGUUCCCUCACACCUUUCCCGGUUGUGCAUUACCAAGCAGACGAGAAGGGCGCGGCCCGUGAGAGUGAGAAUUGGGAGUCAAUGUUGCAGUUAUCUCUGGCCCGGAUGACCUGUAGCGCUAUUUGAAAGAGGACAUUCCCGGGCAUAAAAAUGAGGCCAAUCGCGAGCAGUGGGAGAUGGAUCGACGAGACAUUGUCGAGCUGAUGGUGGCAUCAAUUCGAGGUACUCACGUACUCGAACGCAUUCGGUGUCUUGGUUGGUCCCCCAAGCACAUCGGCCCAAGGUUGACCUAUCAGGUGAUCCUCGACACCUUGGGUAACGAAUUCCGCGCCCGGUCUAUACAGUUGGUCUGGGAAUUCCACAGCUUGGAGACCAAUAAGGAUGCGCGUUACGCCAAAGCCUACCUCCAGAAGUUUGACUCCAUCUACAAGCAUAGCCCGAGGUUCGGUUCUUCUUACGACGCCAGAAUGUCAUACUUCUCGCGAGGCAUUCGCACCUACUACCCCAGGUGGUACGAUCGCCACGUCCGCAAGGUUGCAGACCAGCCGUUCCGUUGGGCUCUUUUCUUCCGGGACGUCGCAUGGGAGGCCAUCAUGGGCAGAUUUCGUUAUUAUCCAACUGAAAUUGCGAGAGAUGGAGGCCUCAGUAUUCGAGAUAUACGACGAAGUCGACAGGGAGUGGGAACAUCCUGCACCAGAAGGUCCACUCCAUACCGUGCUCGGCCCUGAGGUUGGGAAAGAUUGCUUGUUGAACGGAAAGAGGAUCGCUGAUAUCUGAGAGUCGGUGGCUGAGGACGACGACAAGGAAGAGACAUAGGCACUAAGCCACAAGUCAAAAAGGUAUUUGUUGCUGAUAAUCUAGAUAUUUCAUCGGUCCUCACUAACUCAACACACCUCAGUCAACCACGGCCUCCGACGACAGCCAUGGCCGUCAACCCACCAACCAACGCAACUCAUCUGAGCUGGAGGAGGAGCAAUACCUGACUAUCACAGAGG